Messenger RNA from Linum tenue, 321 nucleotides. The record is from the annotation of a GenBank genome assembly. NCBI's taxonomy places the organism in Eukaryota, Viridiplantae, Streptophyta, Magnoliopsida, Malpighiales, Linaceae.
AUGAGUUGGCGAUCAGAAGGUAUAUGGAUAGAACUUAUAGUGGGGUCGCGAAAAAUAAGUAAUUUCUGUUGGGCUUUUAUACUUUUUUUAGGUUCAUUAGGUUUUUGGGGGGUUGGUUUUUCGAGUUAUCUUGGCAGAAAUUUAAUAUCUUUAUUUCCCUCUCAGCAAAUCCUUUUUUUUCCACAAGGAAUCGUGAUGUCUUUCUAUGGGAUCGCAGGUCUAUUUUUUAGCUCUUAUUUGUGGUGCACAAUUUUUUGGAAUGUAGGUAGUGGUUAUGAUCGAUUCGAUCGAAAAGAAGGAAUAGUGCAGAUUUUUCACUAG